AUGUCUAUAACAUGUUAUAAACAAAAUUCAAGAUCUUCUAAUAAUAAUUUUAAUUAUUCUACAUUAUCUAAUAAAAAUACAGAUAAUUGUUGCGAUUUAAUACUUAAUCAAACAUAUCAUAAUAAUCAAAAUUUAAAACAAUCUUGUAUGAAGAAAAGAAUUUGUAAAGAUUACUAUCAUUUACCUGGUUAUACUGGUAAAAUUCCACAAGAAUCUCAAAUGUUUGGUUUAACUCGUAGUGAAAUGAGUCGUCGUAUAUUUCAUGAUUCGUAUAUUCAUACACGUCCAGAUACUUUAUUUUCACCAAAAAUAGAUUCAUUUGAUAAUCAAAUAUUUGAUAUACGUACAAAUUCAUCAAUUACUGAUCAAAUCUAUAUAUCUGAUAUUAUUACUUCUGGAUAUACUGGACAUAUACCAACAAUACAAGAAAAAUUUGGCAAAACUAUGAAGAAUUUAUUUUUAAAAUCUAUUAAUGAUUUUGAAGAUGAUCAAACACAAAAAAAAUAUUAUAAAUUUGAUUUUAAAUUACAGAAACUUUUAGAAAAUAAUUCUAUAACUAAACAAAAUUUACCAAAAAAUUCUAUGCAUAAUUUCGCCUGUCUUUUCGAUAUUGAUGGAGUCAUUACAAAAGGCCCAAACUUUAUAUCGGUUGCAAAACCAGCUAUUCACAAAUUGAUUCAACUCAAUGUACCUAUCAUUUUUCUUUCAAAUACAUGUGCCCUGGAAACUGAGAAAGCUAAACAAUUAUCAGCCAUGCUUGGAAUUACUAUCCAUCCAGAACAAGUUGUUUUGGCUCAAACACCAAUGCGUACUUUAACUCAAUAUCAUGACAAACAUGUGUUGAUAUCUGGACAAGGCCCUACAGAAGAGAUUGGUCGAUUGCUUGGCUUUAAAAGUAUAACAACAGUUGAAAAAGUUUGUGAAGCAUUUCCGGAAUUAGACAUGGUUAAUCAUAUGCAUCGUGCUAAAUUUAGUGCAAUGAUAGAAACACAAAGUCUUGUUCGUGACACAAAUUUUCGUCCAAUUGAUGCUAUUGUUUUGCUUGGUGAACCUAUCAGUUGGGAAAGUUCAUUACAAGUCAUUACUGAUCUUCUUUUAACUGAUGGCAAUCCAGGUGUUGUACCUGUUGAUACAACAGUUGAUCGUGCUCAUAUACCAGUUAUUGCAUGUAAUCGAGAUUUAGUCUUCAAGGCUGCUGCUGAUUUACCACGUUUUGGUCAUGGAGCUUUUCUUACAUGUUUAGAAGCAUUACAUAAAAAUCUUAGUGGUUGUGAACUCGUAUACAAAGCAUUUGUUGGUAAACCAUUUGAAAUCUCAUUUCAAUAUGCUGAAAUCAUGGCUAAUAAAUAUGCUUUUGCUAAUGGACAACCAAAAAUUGAUAAAAUUUAUUUUAUUGGUGAUAAUCCUGAUGUAGAUAUUGUCGGUGCAAAUAUGUACAAUUGUUUAUUACAACAAGAUAUAAAUGCUAAAACAAGUAUCAGUGGUUAUGAUAUACUUACGGAUCCAAAACAUUUAACUGCAACAUCUUGUGACUCAAUUUUAGUAUGUACAGGUGUUUAUGAUCCAAAUAAACAAACAGCUGAAGAAAAACAACAUUGGAAAAUACCUACAACAACUCAACUUGACGUAUUAGAUGCUGUCAAAUACAUUCUUAAAAAAGAAGGAAUUUCAUGGAAUUCAUAA
This is a messenger RNA of Rotaria sp. Silwood2, 1683 nucleotides long. The record is from the annotation of a GenBank genome assembly. NCBI's taxonomy places the organism in Eukaryota, Metazoa, Rotifera, Eurotatoria, Philodinida, Philodinidae.